This is a messenger RNA of Gamsiella multidivaricata, 1411 nucleotides long. RefSeq lists its product as uncharacterized. Lineage: Eukaryota; Fungi; Mortierellomycota; Mortierellomycetes; Mortierellales; Mortierellaceae. The transcript has a single exon. The coding region runs from base 64 to 1260 and encodes 398 amino acids. Gene Ontology annotation, biological process: tRNA processing. The record is from RefSeq and is a predicted model, not a curated record. Gene Ontology annotation, cellular component: nucleolar ribonuclease P complex.
UGAACACCACCAUUAUCCCCACUUUCACCAUACCCAACCUCGACAGGACGGUGACGAUACACUAUGGCCGACGCGAACGCACGACUGGAAUUUCUCUGGAGGGCCUCCCAUAUGAUGCUGAGCCAAUGCCCCAGCGCCUCAUCCCAUUACAUGUCCCAGUUCCUCAACCUGGCCAAUACUCGCGAGCUACGACUGCACGAGGACAUCCAGGCUAGAUCCUGCGCUGCUUGCGGAUCUAUCUUCGUGCCCGGUGUCAACGCCAAAGUUCGAGUGGUACCUGUUAAGGAGACGAAGCUGGAGCGAGAGAAGCGAAAAAAGAAGGCGAAGAAGGUGAAGAACGACAAGAGCAAGGAUGGCACGGCCUGGGAAGACGAGACGAGGCCGAUAGGUCUUGGUAUAGCCAAUCCGAUACAGGAUACCGUGCCAGCUCUCUCACCCAACUCUAUUGGACCCACAAUUGCAAGACCCAACACCUCACCAUCCAGCUCAACCUCACUGUCAACACCAAAGCGACAACCACAGCCGUCUCAGCAACCUGCCAAAAAGAUCAUCCGCAUCACCCCAUACGCUGAACUUGCACAACAGCAGCAGCAGCAUCAACAGCACAGACGACAGCUUGGCGGAAAUGCAGACGGAAAAUCUCUCAAGAAAAUUGACAAGCGAGCGAAGCAAAUCCUGAACCAUAUCAUCUAUUCGUGCCGGCGGUGUAAUCGGGACACAGAGCUGUCAGGAACUAAAGAAGGAUACCUCACUUCGCGAGUCAAGGCCAUCAAGCCCGUUUCUCAAAAGCGAAAGCUCCGAAUGGAACAGCAAACAGCGACCAAUAUCGUAGCAGCCUCAUCACCUGUACUCACAGGAACUGUACCGUCUCCCUCUUUCAAAUCCGGCUCUGAAAAAAAGAAUUUGGUUUCAACACUAACAAACGAAAGCACCAAGCGGCCAGCACUACCUCAAUUGACAUCUUCAGCCCUAAACGUCAAACGACCAAAGUACGUUUCGUCCACGCCAGCAUCUCCUGUUGGCGGGCUAUCUAUGGCAUCCUCAACAAAAACUUCAACUACGACAUUCCCAUCCUCAUCGCCACGACCCUCCAGACCAGACAUCAGUUUACCUGGCAGCGGUAACAAAAAGAAAAAGAAAGGUGGUCUUGCCAGCCUACUGGCUAGUCAAAAGGCGAAAGACUCAUCUUCUGGUCCUGACAGCGGAGCAUCUGGGUCCGGUGGAGACAGCGUGCUUGCCAACUUUUUGAUGGGAUUGUAAAUCGCACGCACAUGUAAUAAAGGACGCCUGCAUGGUGCUUUCAAAUAUUAUUUAUUAUUAGUGACGCCCUGGUAAAAAAAAAAAAGAAAAAAAAAAAGAGAGAGAGGAGGUGGCAUCCUAGCUGGUUUAAGGGAAGGCACGACCAGUGAAU